Astyanax mexicanus (Mexican tetra) is the source of this 2107-nucleotide messenger RNA. RefSeq names its product sperm associated antigen 1a (gene spag1a). Gene Ontology annotation, cellular component: cytosol. Gene Ontology annotation, molecular function: protein binding. The record is from RefSeq and is a predicted model, not a curated record. Lineage: Eukaryota; Metazoa; Chordata; Actinopteri; Characiformes; Acestrorhamphidae. The transcript has 8 exons. The coding region runs from base 129 to 1274 and encodes 381 amino acids. Gene Ontology annotation, biological process: axonemal dynein complex assembly.
CCUCUCUCUCUCAGUCCGCAGAGAGGAGCAGGCGGAGCGGCAGGAUGAGCGGCGCAGCGGCGCGGAGUGAGAGAUAGAGAGAGAGUGGGAGCUGCUGACUCGGCUCUGGAGGGGAGAUACAGCCGGACAUGGGGAACGCUCAGAAAAAAGAGGGAGGGUCCCAACACUCCCGACCCGGGACCCCCGGCUCCAACUGGAGCUCCAGGUCACAGAGUUCUCCCGGGACUAAGCCUGAGGUUAAUGGGACUCAUCCUGUGGAGAGGCGGGUGGGGGAGGAGAGCCGGGGCAUUAGUCCUGCAGAGAGCAGCGGGACGGGGGCAGAAAACUGUAACCUGGACGCUCCAGCCGGAGCCCUGCCCCCUCCCCUCGCCCGGCUGAAGAACGAGGGAAAUCUGCUCUUCAAAAACGGCCAGUUUGGAGACGCGCUGGGGAAAUACACACAGGCUAUAGAGGGCUGCGAGACAGCAGGUAUUGACAGUCCUGAAGAUGUGUGUAUUUUGUACUCAAAUAGAGCAGCUUGUUACCUCAAAGAUGGAAAUUGUACAGACUGCAUUCAGGAUUGCACCAGAGCCCUGGAGCUCUGCCCCUUUUCCCUGAAGCCCCUCCUGCGCAGAGCCAUGGCCUAUGAGUCGCUGGAACGCUACAGAAAGGCCUAUGUGGAUUACAAAACUGUCCUGCAGAUAGAUGUCAGUGUACAAGCAGCUCAUGACAGUAUCCACAGGAUCACGAAGAUGCUGAUCGAGCAGGACGGUCCAGACUGGAGAGAGCAACUUCCGGAGAUUCCUGUGGUUCCACUGUCUGCGCAGCAGCAUCGCAGGGACGAGCCAAGUGCUGAGGUUCUUCAGGCCAGAGCGGCCAGAGCAGAGCAGGAGAAAGCUAGACAAGCGGAGGCUCGCUUCACUCUGCUGAAGCAGGAGGGCAACGACAUGGUGAAGAAAGGCCAGUUUGAGAGCGCCAUAGAAAAAUACAGCGAGUGCCUCAAGAUCAAAUCCAGUGAGUGCUCCAUCUACACCAACAGGGCAAUAUGUUACCUCAGACUGGACCAAUAUGCAGAAGCCAAACAGGACUGUGACACUGCACUGCAGAUGGAGCCAACAAAUAAGAAGGCGUUUUACAGACGGGCUCUUGCACACAAGGGUCUAAAGGAUUAUUUGUCUGCCAGCACUGACCUGCAGGAGGUCUUGCAGCUGGACCCAAAUGUGCGGGAGGCUGAACAGGAGCUGCAGGAGGUUACGGUUUUACUGAGGGAGAGUCUACUGACUGCUCAGGGCUGAUGGGGUUUGAUGGAGAUCUUGAAUGUGAUGGAAAACGGUGGGAAGAAGAAGCCAUCCUCCAUCAGAGCGAGAUACGGUCAGUCCUCCACCAACAGCAGCAGUCAAGAAGGAGCUCCAGCCCACAGAGUAUCCAGCUCAAAAGCAGAAAGGGAUAAAACGAAGAAAAACCACAAGCAACAUUUCAUCUGCUAAAGCAGCACCAGGUUCCCCUGGAGAAGAACAAACUGCCAGUUCUCUUAAAGCAGCUGGUGAAAGCGUUUGGCCCCCAGACUCAGCCAGCUAGACUUCCCCGAUUCAUACAGUAUAGAUGCAUGUUGAUUUUGCCACCUGUUAACUGUUGCUUUGAAUUAACUUUACUACAGAGUCCUGCUGGAUCUGGCUGCAUUUGGGACGUAUGUUUGGAAUGUUGGUCUGAAAGACGCACAGCAGCGUGUGUUUAAGACGUGCCUUCAUCCGGAACCACCACUACAGGCCACUCAGAGUACCUCCAGUAACUCAAACUGACUUUGUUCUCUCAGGAUCAGGGUUAAUGCAGUGCUGGCAACCGCAGCAGCGCAGUGGAUCAUUUUACUCCUCAUUUCACCGACACGCAUCUCAUGCUUCCAGAUUAAAAAGUAAAAACAUGGCAGGUGGUUCCCAGUGCGAGAAAUGCUGUUUAAUGUGGUUCAGCAGCAACAGAACAGCUCUGUAAAUGUGUAAAUGGGUCAGUUGUGGAUUGGUUUAGAAGGUGUUUGAAAUGCUGAAUGUUGUCUUUUAGGAUGUGAGUAGAAUGUAAGAAAUUCAUUUCUGCUGUAAAUUGUGCAAUAUCAUAAUAAAAGCUUUUUAAAGACUGA